CCUGGCUGUCCGUACCUCGUAGUAAGCAUUUGCCAUAGCUCUCUACUCUACUCCCCUCUUGCAACCUUUUUCUUGCUCCUUCUCUUACUCUCUCACUUUCUCCUGAACCCCUUCUCGAAAAAGAUUUCCAGAAGAAAGUUUGUUUAAUAAUUAGCAAUCAUGGGUUACACCGAUUUGGAUCAAUUGGCCGUCAACACGAUCCGUAUUCUUGCGGUCGAUGCCACCUUCAAGGCCAACUCCGGUCACCCCGGUGCCCCUAUGGGCAUGGCCCCUGUGGCCCACGUCCUCUUCAACAAGUUCAUGAACUUCAACCCCAAGAACCCCAACUGGCUGAACCGGGAUCGUUUCGUUCUCUCCAACGGCCACGGUUGCAUGCUCCAAUACGCUCUCCUCCACCUCUUCGGUUACAAUGUCACCAUGGACGACCUGAAGAGCUUCAGACAACUUGAUAGCAUCACUCCCGGUCACCCCGAGGCUCACGACACCCCUGGUAUUGAGGUCACCACUGGUCCUCUGGGUCAGGGUUUCGCCAACGCUGUUGGUCUGGCCAUUGCCCAGGCUCACACCGCAGCCGUCUUCAACAAGCCUGGCUAUGACCUGGUCAACAACUACACAUACUGCUUCUUCGGUGAUGGCUGUGCCAUGGAGGGUAUUGCCAGCGAGGCUGCCUCCAUGGCUGGUCACUUGAAGCUCGGCAACUUGAUUGCCAUUUAUGAUGACAACCACAUUUCCAUCGACGGUGACACCAAGUGUGCUUUCACCGAAGAUGUUAUGAAGCGUUUCGAGGCCUACGGCUGGCACACCGUGUGGGUCAAGGAUGGUGACAACGACCUCGAGGGCAUCGAGGCCGCCAUCCACGAGGCUAAGAAGGUCACCGACAAGCCCACUGUCAUCCGUCUGACGACUACCAUUGGUUUCGGCUCCAAGCUCCAGGGUACCGGCGGUGUCCACGGUAACCCUCUGAAGGCCGAUGACUGCGAGAGCGUCAAGCAGAAGUUCGGCUUCGACCCCAAGCAGAGCUUCGUCGUUCCCCAGCAGGUCUACGACCUCUACCACAAGCACGCUGCCGAGGGUGCUGCCAAGGAACAGGCCUGGAACCAGCUCCUUGAGAAGUACGCCACCGAGUACAAGGCCGAGCACGCCGACCUUGUCCGCCGUCUCUCCGGCAAGCUUCCCGAGGGCUGGGAGAAGAGCCUCCCCACCUACAAGCCCAGCGACGCUGCCGUCGCCUCUCGUAAACUGUCUGAGGCUGUCCUCGAGAAGAUCCACGAUGUUAUCCCUGAGCUCUUGUCCGGUUCCGCUGAUUUGACCGGCUCCAACAACACCCGCUGGAAGAACGCCGUCGACUUCCAGCCCCCCGUCUACGGCAUUGGUGAGUGGUCCGGUCGCUACAUCCGCUAUGGUGUGCGUGAGCACGCCAUGGCUGCCGUUAUGAACGGUCUUGCUGCCUACGGCACCAUCAUCCCCGCCGGUGGUACCUUCCUCAACUUCGUCUCCUAUGCCGCCGGUGCUCUCCGUCUCUCCGCCCUCUCCCGCGUCCGCGUCAUCCACGUCGCUACCCACGACUCCAUCGGUCUGGGUGAGGACGGUCCUACCCACCAGCCUAUCGAAACUCUGGCUCACUUCCGUGCCCUCCCUAACUGCAUGGUUUGGCGUCCCGCCGACGGCAACGAGACCAGCGCUGCCUACUACUCCGCCAUCACCGCCAAGCACACUCCUAGCGUCCUCGCCCUCACUCGUCAGAACCUGCCUCAGCUCGAGAACUCGACCAUUGAGGCUGCUCUGAAGGGUGCCUACCCCGUCGUCGAGGCCCCCAACGCCUCCAUCACCCUCAUCUCCACCGGUUCCGAGGUCAGCAUCUGUAUCGAGGCCGCCACCUACCUCAAGGAGAAGCACAACAUCGUCGCCCGUGUCGUCUCUGUCCCUUGCUUCGAGGUCUUCGAUGCUCAGUCCAAGGACUACAGACUCAAGGUCCUUCCCGACGGCAUCCCGGUCUUGUCCGUUGAGGCUCUGUCCACCAUGGGUUGGGAGCGCUACUCUCACGAGCAGUUCGGUCUCAACCGCUUCGGUGCCUCCGGCCCCUACAAGGAGGUUUACAAGAAAUUCGAGUUCACUCCUGAGGGCAUUAGCAAGCGUGCCCUUGCUACCAUCGACUUCUACAAGGGCCAGCCCGUGCGCUCGCCCAUCAACCGUGCUUUUGAGCAGAUUCUGUAGAAGGCUUGCGUUAGCGUCAUGAUGGAUUUCCUUUCUUAGUGUCAUGUUUACGGCUCGACGAAUCUCUGUUACUUUUAAAUGCUCUUAUCGGUCCUAUCUCCCAUGGUUGUUGGUGAAGCUCUUCUAGAUUUAGAGGAUCAAAAAUAAAAUUAUGUCAUAAUAUUGUCGG
Messenger RNA from Aspergillus novofumigatus IBT 16806, 2383 nucleotides. RefSeq names its product transketolase tktA (gene tktA). The transcript has 7 exons. Gene Ontology annotation, molecular function: transketolase activity. Gene Ontology annotation, biological process: pentose-phosphate shunt. The record is from RefSeq and is a predicted model, not a curated record. The coding region runs from base 160 to 2214 and encodes 684 amino acids. Gene Ontology annotation, cellular component: cytosol. Lineage: Eukaryota; Fungi; Ascomycota; Eurotiomycetes; Eurotiales; Aspergillaceae.